Rosa chinensis is the source of this 1868-nucleotide messenger RNA. RefSeq names its product MADS-box transcription factor 23. Gene Ontology annotation, biological process: positive regulation of transcription by RNA polymerase II. Gene Ontology annotation, cellular component: nucleus. Lineage: Eukaryota; Viridiplantae; Streptophyta; Magnoliopsida; Rosales; Rosaceae. The record is from RefSeq and is a predicted model, not a curated record. The transcript has 11 exons. Gene Ontology annotation, molecular function: RNA polymerase II cis-regulatory region sequence-specific DNA binding; protein dimerization activity; DNA-binding transcription factor activity, RNA polymerase II-specific. Bases 169 to 1185 code for a protein of 338 amino acids.
AGGUAGACUUUCCUCAUAUAGCUUUGUGCUGAUGUGAAUCAUCAGUACAACCAAAGCUAUUUUCGGGAGAAACCUCGGUUUGUCUUCAUUACUUAAAAGCUUCCAGUUCCACAGCUCAUCCUGAACAGACUUGAAAUUAAGGAGUUAGAUCGAUUUGGUAGGUGACUGAUGGGAAGGGGAAAGAUUGUGAUAAGGAGGAUUGACAAUUCAACGAGCAGGCAGGUGACGUUUUCGAAGCGGAGGAAUGGAUUGUUGAAGAAGGCCAGAGAACUGGCUAUCCUGUGCGAUGCUGAGGUCGGAGUCAUGAUCUUCUCCAGCACCGGCAAGCUCUACGAUUUCGCAAGCACCAGCAUAAAGUCAGUGAUCGAAAGAUAUGGCAAAGCAAAAGAGGAGCAUCAUCAAUUUGGCAACCCGGCUUCUGAAGUUAAGUUAUGGCAAAGGGAAGCAGCAAUGUUAAGGCAACAACUUCAAAACUUGCAAGAGAGCCAUAGGCAAAUGAUGGGUGAAGAGCUUUCAGGCCUGAGUGUGAAAGACUUGCAGAAUCUGGAGAACCAAUUGGAAAUGAGUCUUAGGGGUGUCCGAAUGAAAAAGGAUCAACUUUUAAUGGAUGAAAUACAAGAGCUAAACAGAAAGGGAAACCUCAUUCACCAAGAAAAUAUCGAGCUGUAUAAGAAGGUAAACCUAAUUCGUGAAGAAAACAUGGAACUAUAUAAGAAGGUUUAUGGAACAAGGGAUGUAAAUGGAGCAAAUAGAAAUCCCUUUCUGACAAAUGGUCUAGACAUUGGAGAGGACACACAUGAACCAGUCAAUCUCCAGCUUAGUCAGCCACAGCAGCAAAACUAUGAAGAACCAGCAAGAGCUACAAAGCUAGGUUGUCAGUACUCAGGGUCAGAUUCCAGCACAGUUCUGUGCUAUGUUGAGCAGUACUUCAGCGAAAGCACAACACUACCUAACCAAUCUGCACAAUGGCAGCUACCAUUGCUGAUCAAAUGCGUCCACAAGCUAGCCGGUGGUUCUUUUCUCUUUUCUUACGAUCUGCUUCCUGGUCCUACACAUGGCAUCACCCAACCAAGGGUUCCCUAUUGCUGCAAGAAUUCAGAGCAGGUGGAUAAGGGAAAGUCUGUUGUCAUUGACACCACUCCUGCUAUGGCAGAUGAUGGUGAGGGUCCAUCUUUUGACCGAUAAUCUCCUCCUCCAAUUGAAAAGGCUACACUGAAUACCUCUAAAUCGAUACCAAAUGUUUGUAUUGAAAAAGCUGCAGUGAAUAACUCUUUUUUAAGUCGAUACCAAAUGUUGUUGUUGAGCAAGCCAUUGUUCCAAUAGUACAAGAGGUAGGACAGAAUAUCCCAAGCCCAGUUGCAAGUUUAGUUCCAACAAACUCUCCAGGUAAUGUUAAUGUCAAUAUUUCCCUUGGUAACAGUUUUGGGUUUCUUGUUCAAAUGCAGCAAGGCAUGAGCAUUGUUGCAGAUGAGCAACGGAUAGUUGGAGAGCGCAAUGACACUUUGGUCGGCACUGAUAAUAUGAAUUUUACUUUGGUAGAAUCUAAUGUUCAUCAAACCAAGUUAUGUUGGGGUGAUUUUGAAAAUGAAAAACCCCUUGGCCAUCACACUUAUGCUCAGGUUGAGAUAAGUCCUUUGAGUUCCUGGUUUGAUGAGGGUGAAACAACUCUGAAUUGUGAAGAUUCUCAAGUCUCCCCCAAAGUCUUAGAAUAAAAAAUUGAAGACAAAAGGAGCUUCACAAGAUCCUUACCCUAACAGCAAUCGGACACCCGUUGUCAGUCUUGAUCUUUGAUUCAAUCAGCACUACUUAAUCUUGUUUACGUUUUGCUUGCCUACUGGUUUUGUUGUUUCUUCUAAAGAGUCUUGGCU